This is a messenger RNA of Dendrobium catenatum, 1341 nucleotides long. RefSeq lists its product as uncharacterized. Lineage: Eukaryota; Viridiplantae; Streptophyta; Magnoliopsida; Asparagales; Orchidaceae. The transcript is spliced from 4 exons. The record is from RefSeq and is a predicted model, not a curated record. Bases 655 to 1341 code for a protein of 228 amino acids.
UAGAUUUUUGGCGGCAUGUUCGUGCGUACAUUCUCUUUCUGAUGGGUACUUAUCUAGUCCCGGACACCUCAGGUUGUGAGAUUCAUUUGAGGUUCUUACCUUUGUUGGAGGACUUGGGGUUGUUCAGCACAUACUCUAUAGGGGGAGCAGUACUAGCUCACUUAUACCGGGAACUUGCUGAGGCUACUAAGCCUAAGAGGGCCAAUAUUGCAGGCUGCAUUCACUUGCUUCAGAUUUGGUGUUGGGAGCGACUUCAUGUUGGACGACCUGCACUUCAUGUCCCACAUCAUGUCAAUUUGGAUGGACUUUCUGUUGGCUAUAGGUGGAAUCAAGAAUUCAUAAGGCAGCUCUCAACAGGUUGCCUCAGCAGCUACAGAGAUGAGUUAGAUGGACUUUUAGAUAGCCAGGUUUGUAUUCUUUUUAGUAAUAUAGAAAUUCCCUCUCAGUUCGCUGAUAUACAAUUAUUUGAUUGGCUAGGUGAUUUGGGAGCCGUACACCACUGAAGUUCACUCUCAGGUCGCUGAUAUAUGCUUAUCAGGAGAAGCUAUCUGGUUGGCUCGUGUGCCUCUGGUCUGUUGGACUCGGGUGGAGUGGCACCUCCCCGAUAGAGUUGUUAGACAGUUUGGGCUUAUUCCGACCACGGAGGUUCAACCAAUGGAGCUCAAAUUUGCCCGAGUUGAUGGGCGUGGUAAAGCUGAUACAGAUUGGAUGGUGUACCACCUUCCUUACAUUGGAUUGUGGGAGGAUAGACGAGCAUAUAUCAUUGAAGGAAUUACUGCGGGACCUGAUAGUGGACACUUCAUUCACGAGUACUUACAGUGGUUCAGGUCCUGGGCGACAUUAUACAUGUUAAAGCCACCAACAACACCACCGACUACAUACUACCCCAGAGCACCUUCAGAGCGAUAUUUGCGUAAUUUCUUCGUAGAGACAGAGAGGGCAGUGUUACCUUUGGUUGGUUCAAAUGACUACAGCAAUGCCGAUAGUGUUAUUAAGAGAAUUGCUGAGAUGGCAGUGGAUUUGCGUAGAGAGGUUCAUAUCCCUGAUUACCUAUACUCUGAGCAUGGAUAUACAGGGUCUCCAUACGAGUCCUUCAGUCCAGUGAUAGGUGAGCCUCAGUCUACUGAUGCAGGACCAUCAUCGUAUCAAGAUUUGGGACCUUCUCAGCCUUUCUUCACUCAGCCGACUCAGCAAACUACACCAGGCUGGUACCCACAUGAGCAUGUUCCAGACAGUACUCUAGCAGGCACAGUUGAGGCAGAGCAGGAGGGCAUCUUUGGGGUUGAGCAACAUGUGAGGCAAGGUGAAGAGUUCCUUGGAGAUACCAUAAUAUGGGUUUGA